AUUUCAACUUUUUAUUUCGUAAUGAUCAAACGCGUAAUGUGUGACAUAGUGAGAUAAGAAAUAAUGUCACGAAAAAGGAACGACACGACGCGAUGAUUCAAUGAGGAAACUCUCAGCCAGAAUUGUGAUGAUCUGUUACGGGAAUCAAGUCCAAGAGAUUUUAAUUACGCGUUUCAAUGUAUUUGGUCAAUAUGCUGCGAAUGCGUAGUGAACAUAAUGAGGAAUAAAAUGCCACCGUUUCGAAGGAAAAAGUCCGGAAAAUCUUUCCCCGUUAAAGUCUGUACCUUAGAUGCUGAACUGGAAUUCAGUUUAGAGUGGAGAUCAACGGGAAGGGAUCUCUUUGAUUUAGUCUGCCGUACAAUAGGAUUAAGGGAGACAUGGUAUUUUGGACUACAGUAUGAAGAUGCCAAAGGAUUCAUAUCCUGGUUAAAAUUGGACAAAAAGGUCCAAGAUCAAUGCAUCUCCCAGCAACCUACUACACCCUUCAUGUUCUUGGCAAAGUUCUAUCCAGAAGAUGUCGCCGAAGAAUUGGUUCAAGAAGUGACACAACAUUUAUUCUUUCUUCAAGUAAAACAAGCCAUUCUGUCGAUGGAUAUUUAUUGCCCACCAGAAGCGUCCGUGUUGUUAGCUUCUUACGCAGUUCAGGCGAAGUACGGCGACUACGAUGAAGUUUCUUACCGUCCUGGAAUGCUUGCCAGCGAGGACCUACUGCCACAAAGAGUUAUAGAUCAGUAUCAGAUGACACCAGAAAUGUGGGAGGACAGGAUAAAGAUCUGGUAUGCGGAUCACCGUGGGAUGUCUAGAGACGAAGCGGAAAUGGAAUACCUUAAGAUUGCUCAAGAUUUGGACAUGUACGGUGUUAAUUACUUUCCUAUUAGCAACAAGAAAGAGACUGACCUUUGGCUCGGAGUCACGGCCCUGGGCUUGAAUAUCUACGAAAAGGAGAACAAGCUGGCCCCGAAAACAACGUUCACGUGGUCGGAGAUACGGCACAUUAGCUUCGACGACAAGAAGUUCGUGAUUAAACCGGUGGAGAAGACGUCGCCGAACUUCGUUUUCUUCUCGCAGAAAGUUCGCAUGAACAAACUGGUAAAAAAACAGUCAGAUGUUGGCAGCUGGGUGAAGGGUUUGAUAGCUUUAGGGUUCGACGAACAUAGCAAUGACAAAGCUGCUCACAUGUUAUUUGUUAAGAUCCUGGACCUGUGUAUCGGCAACCAUGAUCUGUUUAUGAGGAGACGCAAGCCUGACUCGAUGGAGGUGCAGCAGAUGAAAGCACAGGCCAAAGAAGAGAAAUCGAGGAGACAAAUCGAAAGGAAUAAGCUGGCACGAGAGAAACAACUAAGGGAAGCUGCGGAGAGGGAGAAGGCAGCUAUGGAACAACGACUUCUACAAUAUCAAGAAGAGAUUCGUCUGGCGAACGAAGCGCUUAGGAGAUCCGAGGAAACCGCAGACCUGUUAGCUGAGAAAAGUCGCGUCGCUGAAGAGGAAGCGAUGUUGUUGAGUCAGAAAGCUUCAGAGGCCGAACAGGAGAUCACACGUAUACGAUUGAACAACAUGAAGACGGAGGAGGAGAAGGUUCACCUGGAGAGAAAGACCAGAGAGGCCGAAUUGCUCACUGAGAGACUGGUGCAGGAGUCGGAGAGAAGAGCUGCUGAGGCUGAGAAAUUGAAGGACGAAUUGUUACGCGCGCGUAUUGCGGAGAAAGAAGCGAAAGAAAAAUUGCUGGAAUUCCUCAGCAGAAACGCUUACACCGCUACCAUAGCUCCCGUGCCAAAUCUAUUUCCAUCAACGCAAGUACUUCCGUCGGAUUUGCAGGCAGACCUUCAAACGUUGCAGCUGGACGCGGAACCGUUGCCAGCCGACCUAACCUCGUACGACUUGAUCGCGGACGGGGACGUUGACCAGCUGUCGUUGGAGAUCGAGAAAGAACGGGUGGACUAUUGGGAGAAGAGUAAACAUUUGCAGGAGCAGCUAAGAGAAUUACGCACGGAGAUCGAGGUGAUGAAGGUCGGGGAGAAACAGUGCGAAUUGGAUCAGUUGCACGAGGAACAAGUGCGACUCGGUGAGAACAAGUACAGUACAUUGAAAAAAGUGAAAUCCGGAUCCACCAAGGCGAGAGUUGCAUUUUUCGAGGAGUUAUAGGUUAUGUAUCGUUGAAAAUGAAAAGUUUCCACGCUUUAAUUCCGCGGACGCAAUCUACGAGACGAAGUUAUUACGGCGAUUCGGUAUGAAAUAUACUCUGUGAGAUUUACGAAUCGCGUAGACACGUGCGUAUGUAUACGUUGUAGAAUACUGAAAGCGUACGCUUCACUCUAUACAUAACAAAAUGUACAUUCUGCUUCAUCGUAUGCAUAGUGACAGUUGUAUCUGCAUGCUAAUAUUUAAACCAGUCAGCGUUGUUAU
Molecule: messenger RNA, 2403 nt
Organism: Dufourea novaeangliae
Lineage: Eukaryota; Metazoa; Arthropoda; Insecta; Hymenoptera; Halictidae
Gene: Mer
Product: merlin
Exons: 10
Coding region: 217-2142 (641 amino acids)
Biological process (GO): regulation of organelle assembly; regulation of gliogenesis; regulation of cell shape
Cellular component (GO): cytoskeleton; adherens junction; filopodium
Molecular function (GO): cell adhesion molecule binding; actin binding
Source: RefSeq, a predicted model, not a curated record